AGAAAUAUCAGUAUUAUUAGUAAACAAGCACAUGCCACAUAUUAAAACCUCCGAUUCUGACACCGACCCUUCAAUCCAUGCUGUGUUUUCUGUUCUUGUUCUUCCAUCAUCAUCAUCAUUGUCUUUAACUCUUGAUCAUUUUCACACAAACAACAAAAACAAACAAACCUCAUAACAGAAGAAUCUCCAUGACGAAGCUCAAGGGAGGAACAAGGCCACCUUGGGUAGGACUUGGAGCUGCAGUUUGGGUUCAAAUAGCCGUAGGAAACGCUUACACAUUCCCUCUCUAUUCACCUUCCUUCAAAUCUGUUCUUGGUUUCAAUCAAAGACAGGUUUCUCUUCUUGGUGUUGCUAAUGAUAUUGGUGAGAAUGUUGGUCUUCUUCCUGGUAUUGUUUGCAACAAGUUCCCUCCUUGGCUUAUGCUUUUCAUUGGUGGUCUUUUCUCUUUCCUUGGUUUUGGUCUUCUAUGGCUUUCUGUCUCACAAACACUUCCUUCACUUCCUUAUCCUCUGCUAUGGUUUGCACUUGUUAUUGCUACCAACAGUUGUGCAUGGUUGACCACUGCUCUUCUUGUGACAAACAUGAGAAAUUUUCCUGUAAGUAGAGGAACAGUUGCAGGUAUACUAAAAGGUUAUGGAGGGAUCAGUGCCGCGGUUUUCACCGAAAUCUUCAGGGCACUUCUUCAUAAUUCUCCUUCAAAUUUUCUCUUGUUCCUUGCCAUUGGAAUUCCUGUUUUGUGCUUUACUGUAAUGUUUCUCGUUCGUCCUUGUACACCAGUUACCGGUGAGAGUUCUUCGGAAAAAUGGUAUUUUCUUUUCAUCCAAGGUUCGAGUGUGGCCUUAGGUGUAUAUUUACUUGUAACUACGACACUCGAUUACAUUCUCCAUAUUGAUUCUACCGUGUCUUAUGUUUUGGUGGCUGUGAUGAUUCUUCUUCUCGCGGCUCCACUUGCUAUUCCUGUAAAGAUGACACUCUUUCCUCAAAAAGUCACUCAAUCAGAAGAGAAUGAGGUAGUUGAAAGCAAAGAAGAAGAAAACACGAAACCCCUUUUACAUGUGUCUUCGUCGGCUAAUGUGCUUGGUAGUUUAAAUGACGCUGAUAGUUCAUCUGAGAUUGGUAUGCUUCUUGCUGAGGGUGAAGGAGCAGUAGUACCUUCGAAAAAGAGAAGGCCGAGAAGAGGGGAAGAUUUUACGUUUUUGGAGGCCUUGGUUAAGGCUGAUUUCUGGCUUUUAUUUUUUGUUUAUUUCGCUGGUGUUGGAACUGGUGUUACUGUUAUUAAUAAUCUGGCUCAAGUAGGUGCGGCUCAAGGUGUUGAAGAUAUCACUAUCUUACUCUCGGUUUUCAGUUUUUUCAAUUUCGUCGGGCGCCUCGGUGGAGGAGUUGUUUCUGAACAUUUUGUCAGGACAAGAACGAUCCCACGGACGGUUUGGAUGACAUGCACACAGAUAAUCAUGAUAAUCUUGUAUCUUCUAUUCGCACAUGCCAUCAAAGGAACACUUUAUCCAGCAGUUGGAUUUCUCGGCAUCUGUUACGGUGUACAAUUUUCAAUACUGAUUCCAACAGUCUCAGAGCUUUUUGGUUUGAAGCACUUUGGCUUAUUCUUCAACUUCAUGUCAUUAGGUAAUCCACUUGGCGCAUUACUUUUCUCAGCGCUUCUAGCCGGACGUAUAUACGACAGUGAGUUGGCAAAGCAACAAGCACUCGGUUUCGUUGUUUCAAGUGCUUCAUGUGUCGGUCCAGAUUGUUUUAGGAUUACGUUUCUGGUCCUUGCUGCUGUGUGCGUUGCUGGUACAGUCUCCAGCAUUAUCUUGAGCAUACGAAUUAAGCCCGUUUACCAAAUGCUUUACGCCGGUGGCUCUUUCAGGCUGCCUCAAGUAACAUGCCAGUGAAAGAUUACUCCUUAGUUCAUAUGAUAAGUUUGUUGCAAAAUAAACUCUCUACAGUCAAUUUUAUGGUGCAGUCUGCUGCAGACCGUUAGGUUAAGAAAGAUAAUCGUUUAUCUCUUAACCUAUCGGUUUGUGACUUGUUGUAGAUGAUUCGAACCCGGUCUAUUGUGGUCGUGUUUCUUGAUGUGCUAUUACUGUAAUGGAUAUAUAUGGCUGAUCAUCAUCGGUGUAGAUAUUAGACAGUAUGUUUGGCUCCGGCACGCGCGGAAUCACUUGUUUCGGGGGAAUGAAGCUGGGGACUUGUUGUAUUUCACUAUGAAAAUGCUUUUUUAUGAUGCAUGUUUAGCAGCAGGGCUGUGGUAUUUAUUACUGAGUAGUGAGAAAGUUAAAUAAUCUGAAUGUAUAGGAAUUCAAUCUAUCAGAUACUUAGAAUGAUCAAAUAUUUCCAUAUGUGAUGUGCUAUAAUUAGUGAGCUUCUUUUGUGUGUAUUUUUGUUUUGACAAAAUCUUGGUAUAUGUGUAUUAGAUAUUGUUAAAUGUGAGCUUCUUAUAUGUGAGAUUUUAUUAAAUUGGAGCAUCUUUGUUCAAUGGUGCAUCCAAUAUAUAGAGAUUCUAGUGUGUUUGGUUAUGUGGUGAUGGAAAUGAAUUUUGAAUAAAUAGGAUAUCUAAAAUUGAUUUA
Messenger RNA from Vicia villosa (hairy vetch), 2564 nucleotides. RefSeq names its product protein NUCLEAR FUSION DEFECTIVE 4-like. Gene Ontology annotation, cellular component: membrane. Lineage: Eukaryota; Viridiplantae; Streptophyta; Magnoliopsida; Fabales; Fabaceae. The coding region runs from base 189 to 1889 and encodes 566 amino acids. The record is from RefSeq and is a predicted model, not a curated record. The transcript is spliced from 3 exons.